UCACAGUAGCGGGCCGGGACCUUCGGUUGCUUUGGGCUCUGCGCUCGCCCAGGGUGCCGACUGAAGACCGCUCCUCGGCGACGCCGUCGCCAUGACCAUUUGUCAGUUCUUCCUUCAAGGCCGGUGUCGCUUUGGAGACCGCUGCUGGAACGAACAUCCCCGCUCCGGGGGUGCGGGCGGGGGACGGCAGCAGCAGCCUUCAGGUAGUAACAGACGUGGAUGGAAUACCACUAGCCAGAGAUAUUCCAGUGUUAUCCAGCCAUCCAGUUUCUCCAAAUCUACACCAUGGGGGGGCAGCAGAGAUCAAGAAAAGCCGUCUUUUGGUUCUUUUGAUUCUGGAGCUUCAGCUAGCAGGAACAGGGGGUUUGGAUUGUCUCAGAACCCAUUUGCUUCACCUAGCUCUGAUGAGGAUAAAGAUGAAAAGAAACUUCUGGAAGGAAUUGUAAAAGAUAUGGAGGUUUGGGAAUCAUCAGGGCAAUGGAUGUUUUCUGUUUAUUCACCAGUGAAAAAGACACCUAAUAUUUCAGGUUUUACAGACAUUUCACCAGAGGAGUUGAGGCUUGAAUACCAUAACUUCUUAACCAGCAAUAACUUACAGAGUUAUCUAAAUUCCAUCCAACAGUUAAUAAAUCAGUGGAGGAGCAGGGUAAAUGAACUGAAAAGUCUAAAUACAUCAACUAAAAUAGCUUUGCUCUCCGAUGUAAAGGAUGGAGUAAAUCAAGCAGCACCUACAUUUGGAUUUGGCAGUAGGCAAGCAGUAACAUUUGGGUCACCAGGUUUUCCAGUGAAUAACAGCAGCAGUGAUAGUGCUCAGAAUUUUAGUUUUAAAGCAGGCUCUGGAUUUGCCACUGCCGCUUCUGGAAGCACUUCUGUGUUCGGGAAUCCUCCAGCAUUUGGAGCUGCACCCUCUGCCAGUUCUGCCAUCACUACUUCUACUCCAGCUUUCGGAUUUGGGAAACCUGAAAUCACAUCUGCUGCUUCAUUUUCAUUUAAAAGCCCUGCAGCUUCUGGUUUUGGAUCACCUGGAUUUUCAGGAUUUCCUGCUUCCAUGGCAGCAGGCCCUGUUGGAGCUCCAGUGGCCCCAGCCUUUGGAAGCAGCAGUUCUGUGGCUGGUUUUGGUAGUCCAGGCUCGCAUUCUCACACUGCUUUUUCCAAGUCAUCCAGUGACACCUUUGGAAUGAGCAGCAUAUCCACCUCUCUCCCAGUCUCAAAUGGCAGUACCACAACAGAUAAUGUAUUAUUCACCCCCAAGGAUCAACUAACAGCAGAAGAACUAGAGCAAUUUCAAUCCAAGAAAUUUACUCUGGGAAAAAUUCCAUUAAAGCCACCACCUGUGGAACUUCUAAAUAUUUAAAAGGGCCAUUUUAAAUACAGAAAAGAACAGCUUUUAAAAUUGUUUUGAGUUGUUCAUAUCAAAGAGCAGAUACAUAUAUAUGUCUAUAGAUAGAGAUACAUAUACAUUUAUAAUGAAUAUAAGCAUUCAGUAAUAACUUUACGGGUUUUGAAAUUUAACAUUUUUUUCUUGAGCCUAACUAUUUAAGUAAAACAUAACAAAAAAUAGCAAGAGAUUUUUUUUAACUAUAAUUAUGAAUGGAACUAAAAAAAUUGUCAGUGUGCACUGAAUGAAGUACUUUUCUCACUCUA
Molecule: messenger RNA, 1644 nt
Organism: Diceros bicornis minor
Lineage: Eukaryota; Metazoa; Chordata; Mammalia; Perissodactyla; Rhinocerotidae
Gene: NUP42
Product: nucleoporin 42
Exons: 7
Coding region: 92-1354 (420 amino acids)
Cellular component (GO): nuclear envelope
Molecular function (GO): nuclear export signal receptor activity; metal ion binding
Source: RefSeq, a predicted model, not a curated record